AUGCCGGCCACCGCAGGAAGAGUGCGCAUGCCGGCGAACAACCGUGUUCAUAGUAGCGCGGCGCUUCAGACUCACGGAAUAUGGCAGAGCGCGAUCGGUUACGAUCCAUACGCGCCGACGAGCAAAGAGGAGCCGAAGACGACUCAGCAGAAAUCCGAAGAUCCAGAGAACUCGUACGCGAGCUUCCAGGGGCUUUUGGCGCUGGCUCGUAUCACGAAUUCGAAUAGCAACGACGAGGCUCGUGGCUCGUGUAAGAAGUGUGGCCGCGUUGGGCAUUUGACGUUUCAGUGUAGGAAUUUUCUGAGCACGAAGGAUGAUAAGGAGAAAGAUCCGGCUGCGAUUGAAGCUGCGGUGAUGUCGGGACUGCAGAAGAUUAGAAGCCGUGCUGGUAGAGGCGGUGAAGGGAAGGCGGAGGAGGAGGAAGAGAGUAGUGAAGAGGAAGAAGAGAGUGAGAGUUCUGAUUCGGAUGUUGAUUCUGAGAUGGAGAGGAUUAUAGCUGAGAGGUAUGGGAAGAAGAAUGGUGUGGGGAGUAGUGUUAAGAAGACGAGCUCAAAGAAGAAGAAGCGGGUUGUUUCCGAUGAGUCGGAUUCUGAUUCUGGAGAUAGGAAGAGAAGGAGGAGGUCGAAGAAGCGGAGGUCUCAUAAGAGGAGGAGUGUUAGUGAGUCAGAGGAAGAGGAAAAAGGAAGGAGUAAGAGGAGAGGAAGGAAGAGAGAUGAUGAUGAUUCUGAUGAGUCUUGUAAUGAAGACGAGAGAAGAAGCGUGAAGAGGAAGAGUAGAAAGGAGAAGAGGAGGAGGAGAAGCCGGCGUGAUCAUUCAGACUCGUCUGAUUCGGAUGAGGACGAUGCAUGUAGGAGGCAGAAACGGAGGAGCAAAGUGGCUGCUUCUUCUGACUCUGAUGUUUCCGGCGACGGUGGUUCACGCGUUGGAAGAGGCUCUUCUAAGCGAUCGGAGAAGAAGAGCAGGAAACGCCAUCACAGGAAAGACUGA
Messenger RNA from Microthlaspi erraticum, 987 nucleotides. Lineage: Eukaryota; Viridiplantae; Streptophyta; Magnoliopsida; Brassicales; Brassicaceae. The record is from the annotation of a GenBank genome assembly.